Molecule: messenger RNA, 475 nt
Organism: Pogonomyrmex barbatus (red harvester ant)
Lineage: Eukaryota; Metazoa; Arthropoda; Insecta; Hymenoptera; Formicidae
Source: RefSeq, a predicted model, not a curated record
AUGCAUGCGGGAUGUUACAUCGAGUUACCGCGGGAAAUUAUGUUAAAGCGAGCGGUAAUUAACGUGCAGUCAACGGAUAAUGCGUGUUUCGCAUGGUCAGUGGUCGCGGCUCUGCAUCCGGUCGAAAGGCAUACAAAUCGGGAAUCAUCGUAUCCACAUUAUACGACGGUGUUAAAUCUCCAAGACAUUACGUUUCCGAUGACGUUGAAUCAAAUUAAAAAGUUCGAACAUCUCAACGACAUCUCAAUCAACGUCUACGGUAUCAAGGAAAAGGAGAUUCUCCCGAUACGGCUGACAUCAAGGAAGAUGGAGAAGCACGCAAAUUUAUUGUACGUGCAGGAUCCGCGCGACGACAACGCGGGGCACUUUGCGUACAUCAAAGAUCUGUCCCGUCUUGUGAGCUCGCAAAUAAACAAGAAGAAAUGCAAGAAAUACUUUUGCGACCGGUAUGUAUUUUAACAAAUUUUAUUAUUUC